Pseudogymnoascus destructans is the source of this 1325-nucleotide messenger RNA. RefSeq lists its product as uncharacterized. The transcript is spliced from 2 exons. The record is from RefSeq and is a predicted model, not a curated record. Bases 709 to 885 code for a protein of 58 amino acids. Lineage: Eukaryota; Fungi; Ascomycota; Leotiomycetes; Thelebolales; Thelebolaceae.
ACCAUGUCUUGCUAGUAAACCCUCAAAACCACCUCCCAUCGUAAAGAUAAGGAAAGAUCGUAGACCUCGACAUGUCAUAGUCCCCUCCUGCCCAGACUAAACAAUCCUCCAAGCCAAUCCCCAGCACUAUACAGCAUAGCAGACGUGAUCAGAGCCUCCCAGCCACCGCGAACAUCACAUCUCUCACAGCCCCGAAACACCUCCACAGCGACGUAAGUGGGCGGCGCGCGGAAUCGGCACUACCUUAGCUCCGCACCGACCAAUCUCCCCACAAGUGUUUCUAAAUUCAGCACCAAUCAGUCGUCGCCAAGAGCGAAAACCCAGCCUCAUAUCUGCCAAGAGAUGCGAUUUGGGUGGCUAUCGCCGAUUGCUGCCAUGGUAACGGACUUCCUCGUGCUGGGACCCCGCUAUGACGAGUGAACUGUGGGCGCGGCGGAAGAAGAUAACGUCAAGGCGGGGUUGCUGGGAUACGGUAUAAGAUAAAGGCUUUGGGUGUGCUGGCUUGUGUGAUGAUAUUGUCUUAUCAAGUGGUGCCUUUGGUUAAAAACAUUCGCUGCUCCAGAGGGAAAAAAUAAUUAAGAGGAUUUGACAAAGUUUUUUUCUCAAGACACCAUCGUUUGGGUGGUUCGGAUCUGACUCGAGGACUUCAAAGAACAAAACACAUUUUCUGCAAAAUUUGUGGACAGACACUAACUCGACAUUCUCAAAAUGCAAUUCUCCAGCCGCAUCACACUCGCCCUUGUCGGCCUGGUAUCAAUGGUGGCAGCACGCCCGGUCAUCUGUACAGAGAAAACCCUCGACGGCAUCCUCCUCGGCCAUAUGCCUAAAAACGCGUGCUGCUCCUACGGCUCCUGCGUCGGUGACGUGAACGUCUCCGGCGGCUGAACAUCGCCACGUUAAGAGAAUGAAAAACAAAUAAAAUACGGAAAGAAAUAUACAUCACAAAAUCAGCAUUAUAACGGCGUCAUAUUAUUGACUCGGGAGGGAGGCGUUACGAAAUCAACAGCGUGUAUUCAGUCAGCGGAGUUUUUACCGGAUAUUUUACACGGAGAGGGGCAAGGCAACAUGGAAAAGGGGGGGGGCAAUGGACGCAUAACGGAGUCACGGAUAAUACGGAAUAUGGGAAUUUAGAAUGGCGGCGGCGGAAUAUGGGAGAGUGCUCUAUAUGCCCAGUUGUGGCUUCAGUUGGCACCCCAUGAGGUAGAUAUACAAAUCACACAAUACGAGCAUAUCAAUAGCCCCGAGUGGCUUCAACCGCAUUCGUUCCUGUGCAGCUUUAAGUGUGAUAUUGGGAUUGGUUACUCGGUUCGUAGCGUUGAUGUCGU